GCUUGUGCCUUUCAGCGAUGGGGUGCUCGUGUGACGGCCAAUGCAAGCCGUCAGCGUCCGUCCGCAACGCUGCCCCGCGGCCAGCUGUGGGGAUAGCCGCAGGACGAAGGGCGCGCUGGGCGAGAAUUGGCUGGCGGUGGUCUCCUUCCUUGAGACUUGUGAGGCACAUGCAGGUGACUCCUCCUCGCUGGCCGCGGCUUGCACGCACUUGGCGCGGAUCUUGGGGGAUGAGGCUGCCUGGCGCGAGGCUCUCUUGGAGCAACAGCGCCGAGCCUGUGGCGGCUGCCUGCGCUUCGAAGGUACUUGGCGGCGCAGCUACCUCUGCGUCCAUCGGCAAGGCUGCCCUGGCCGUGGCGCCGCAAAGCCGCGGUGGUCAGCGAGAUGGGCUCUGCAGCCUUCGCUGCCGAAAGCGAGCUGGGCAGAGGUCUUGCAGCGUCGCAAGUGGCUGGAGGGUGAGGUGCCCAUCCUUUCUCCAGAGAAGCCCUACUUGUUAGAUGCCAAGGCGCUGCUGCCGCAGUACUUCGCCGCGUGGCCGGGCGCUUGGCAGCUGCCAAGGCUGCGGCGACGCUUCGCGCGGCGGCGUUUCAGCGUGGCGCUGCCGGGUGCCGGGGAGGUCUUCCGCAUGGAGCUGUGCCACUUCCUCCGCUACGCCUCAAGCGGCGCGGGCGCGGGCGACGCGCUGCCGCCCCGCUGGGAUGCUGAGCCCUUGUACCUCUUUGACCCGUUGCCCCCGAUGGCGCUCCGCCCGCUGCGGCAGCUGCGGCUCUGCGCGCAGCCGGAUCUGGCGCGGGAGGUGCCCUCGCUGGCCGAAAGGGUGGCGGAGGUGACGCGUGGGUGGCUGCUGAUUGGAGGCUCAGGCAGCGGUUCGCGCUUCCACACGGACGCCUUCGGCUGUGGUGCUUGGAACGUGACGCUGCUGGGCGCCAAGCGCUGGGCGAUGUAUCCGCCCGGAGCACGGCCGCCAGGUGUGUUGGACCUGGGUCCAGAGCGCUUUGCCGCCCCUGCGCCCAUUUUCUGGUUCUCUGAGGUGCUGCCACAACUGAGAAAGGACCAACUGCCCUUGGAACUCGUGACAAAGGCCGGGGAUGUUCUGUACAUCCCACCGGGCUGGUGGCAUUGCGUGCUGAAUCUCAGCCCUUCUGUGGCCUUCACCCGCAACGUGGCCUACGGCUGCCGCGCAGCCCCCGGUGUUUGCUCCGCCCUGGCGGCUCGCGGCGACGCGUCGUCAAAGGUCGCCGUCGAAGCGGUGAGGGGCUUUGUGUGGCGCCAGCAUUGCGAAGAAAAUGGCGUGGGGGUUUCAAUGGGGGAAGGUUUAUUUCAUGGAAAAAAACAUGAAAACCAUGGAUGA
Molecule: messenger RNA, 1348 nt
Organism: Cladocopium goreaui
Lineage: Eukaryota; Dinophyceae; Suessiales; Symbiodiniaceae
Source: the annotation of a GenBank genome assembly